Molecule: messenger RNA, 1764 nt
Organism: Talaromyces rugulosus
Lineage: Eukaryota; Fungi; Ascomycota; Eurotiomycetes; Eurotiales; Trichocomaceae
Exons: 1
Coding region: 1-1764 (587 amino acids)
Biological process (GO): hyaluronan biosynthetic process; extracellular matrix assembly
Molecular function (GO): hyaluronan synthase activity
Source: RefSeq, a predicted model, not a curated record
AUGGAUUCUCUCCUCCCUGAUGAGAAUGUGACCCGGAUGCCCAUGUUUCAUACUAGGGGCCCCUAUGUUUCUACUUUUCAACAAUGGCUUAACUUUUUCGGUUGUCUACUUACCAUUCCAAUUUACUAUAUGUUUGCGACCUGCAGCGGUUUUCCUUGCACAUUGGACCUGCUGUUAAGUAUCGUCGCGUGCGAGUACAAUCGAUGGACUAUCCAGGCCCGCCGAUCCAACUUCUACAAAUCGCAAAGCUUGCCUUUGUCCGACGGUAAUGCCGAGAAGAAUACGCCUAAGCAGACAGCUCCGGAUUGCAUGGCCGUUGUGGUUGGAUAUCGAGAAGACAGCGACUUAUUUGCGUGUGCGCUAGAUAGCUAUCGAGACGCCGAUGGAUGCAAAUUUCUCCUUAUUGGCGUCGAUGGCGAUGAGGCUCCAGACCAAAAUAUGGUGACUAUAUUUGAGCGUGUCUAUCCUAAAAACUCGGCUGUAAUCCACAUAGAUGAGCCUUUAGCUGACAUUGCAAUGCGCACAUAUGGAAAGUUAGCCGCUGUAGAUGACGACGACAGUGAGAUUUGGAAUGAGAUGACCAUUGCUCACUGCUGUCGACUUGCUCGCGAGACUCUCCGCGAUCAUGAUCUAGCACUAGGUCAGCCAGGAGGUGUAACAAGACUGUGUGUGUAUGAGCCGCACAUGCACAAGAGAGGAAUCAUGUUUACCUCGUUCAUCUUUUCCAUCGUCAUUGCCGACAUGUUAGGCAUUGAAUUUCUCUGGUCAUCCGAUUCCGACUCCAUCGUCUUCCCAGACUCAUUACGACAGACCAUUUCUGUUAUCGCUGCUGACCCCAAUGCUGGAGGUGCGAGUUCUGGCCUGGUUGUUCAUAACACCAAUCACUCAAUCUGGACCCGAUUCGGCAGAGCAGUGUACUGGUACGAGCUUUAUCUUGCACGCUGUCCCCCGACCCUGUCCGGUACGCAUGAUUGCCAGACCGGGCCCAGUGCGGUUAUCCGUGUAGCCGCGCUCCCUGGGAUAUUGUAUAGAUGGUAUGCGCAGACGAUACUAGGCACGCGCAUGAUCGUGAACGAAGACCGGCAUCUCACGACUUGCUUGCUCAUGCGAGGCUGGACUAUUAAGUAUGCCGCAGACACAUUAGCUGCCACAGAAACACCACCGACGUUUACUGGAUGGAUAAUGCAGCAGGUACGCUGGGCGCGUGCUACCCACAUUGAAACAUUCCAGCAGCCCAAAUUGUACAUGAUCAAUAACCCGAUUUUUUUCUGGUCCGCCCUCAAACGAGAAAGUGGACCUCUGGUGGUUGCAGCCUCGGUCUUCUAUUACCUUUACACUGGCCGACCUGUUGCUUAUUUUUCAGUUUACGAUGUUUUAUUUCGUAUCAUCUGCACCACCCUAUACAACUGGCUGCGUAACCCAGACGGUGGGCCUCGACACUCCUGGGCCUGGGUUUUACCGACACUGAUUUUCUGCACUAUCCCGAUGCCAGCUAUCCAGAUCUGGGGACUGCUCACUGUCCUUGAUGGUGGUUGGGGUACAACGAUGCGCGCUGGUGUAGAGUCCUCAAGGCGCUACGAGUUCUGGAAACGCUGCUAUAAUAUGGGAUUUCUUGUUCUAUGGAUGGGUGUCGUUGGCGCUACAACAGGCCGGCUGGUGGCCAGUUUAGCUAGUUGGAGUCAAGCUGGUCUAUAUCAUGCUAUUAUUGUUGGAGCUAUUCUGCCGACUUUGGUAUCUUUCUGGGCGUUGGUAGUCAAAGGAUGA